This is a messenger RNA of Xiphias gladius (swordfish), 1334 nucleotides long. It is a transcript of the gene zte38, whose product is annotated as zebrafish testis-expressed 38. The transcript is spliced from 12 exons. Bases 341 to 1270 code for a protein of 309 amino acids. The record is from RefSeq and is a predicted model, not a curated record. Lineage: Eukaryota; Metazoa; Chordata; Actinopteri; Istiophoriformes; Xiphiidae.
AAAUUUGCACAAAUGAUCUUCCAAUAACUUACCUACAGGACACUGCACUGUAUUGUCAUUGAGGACAUUUUCCUUGGCGGGAAACACUCAUAAGAUCGAAGCCUCUGGUUCUGGCUGAUGCAUUAGCAGCUUUAAUGUUCGAGUAACUUCCUAACCUGUCCAGCAUUAAAAUAAGCUUCGUGGACCGCAUUAAGCAAGAUAAUACGAAUACUUCUCAAGAAAGUGCCGUAAAUAUUGUUGCUGUUUUGGAAUUAGCCGAGAUUAAAUAUUGAUGUUAGCUAGUUUAUCGUUAGCAUUAGCGAUACCUAGUUAGCUAACCCUCAGCAACAGGAAAGCAGAAAUGGCAGCAGGGAAGAUGUGCCUGAGGAAGAACAAGGAGGCAACUGCUGAGUGGACAGGAUUAUUCCUUAGCGAGCUAAAAACCAAGCAAGAGUCCCUCGUCUUCGUCAAGAGGAUGAUGGCUGUGGCAGUCUCCUCCAUCACUUACCUCAGGGGGAUUUUCCCGGAGGAUGCCUACAGGUCCAGAUAUCUGGAAGAUUUGUGCAUUAAAGUUUUACGUGAAGACUGCAACACGCCGGGUGCCAGCAAAGUUGUGAAAUGGAUGAUGGGCUGCUUUGAUGCAUUAGAGAAGCAAUAUCUCCAGAUUGUGUUCAUUGGGGUCUACACCAAUCCAGGAGAACCUAAUUGCAUUAUUGAGUCCUACCAGUUCAAAUUCAAAUACACUGAAAACGGACCAGAGAUGGACAUACUCAGGAACAAUGUGGAAAUGCGGGUGACACUGGAGGACACCAAGAGAGCCUCAGUGCUGCUUGUCAGGAAGCUCUUUCUGCUCAUGCAGAACCUGGAAGCCCUUCCCAAUAAUGUCUACCUCACCAUGAAGCUCUACUAUUAUGAUGACAUCACUCCUGCUGACUACCAACCACCAGGCUUCAAGGAGGGCGAAUGUGAUAGUCUGUGGUUUGAAGGCACGGCAGUGCACUUCAAGGUGGGUGAGGUGCAGACGGCCUUCCACAGCUUGAGAGUUCGUGUGUCGGCCGAACAAGGCCGGCUGGAGAAACUUCAGGAAGGGAACCAACUGAGGGAGACCAAGCAGGUUUUUCAGAGGAAUCCUCCAGAGAAGGAAACAAUCAAGGCUCCUCAUAAGAAAAUAUAUGACGAAGAGGAUCUGCCCUCUGAAGAUGAGUCUGCACAGUUCAAGAAACCCACCAAGCCUGUGGCAAAGAGACAUGCAGCUGCCAAAAACCUGGCGAGGAAGAAAAGAAGAAUUUAGCCAACAAGACAAGUGCUCUGAAAGCAAUGCAAACACAUACAGGGAAAAUUUCUUUAUUUUGUUG